Molecule: messenger RNA, 1398 nt
Organism: Solenopsis invicta (red fire ant)
Lineage: Eukaryota; Metazoa; Arthropoda; Insecta; Hymenoptera; Formicidae
Product: splicing factor YJU2
Exons: 3
Coding region: 183-1223 (346 amino acids)
Biological process (GO): mRNA splicing, via spliceosome
Cellular component (GO): U2-type catalytic step 1 spliceosome
Source: RefSeq, a predicted model, not a curated record
GUGUUCGGUUGGCAGUACUGCCACGGCUGGCAACCAUGAGUGACGCUGCGUACUUCACUUGGUUCAUGUUCUCCGACCUAACCUAGAAGAGCCACGGAGCUAUCCACGAAAUUAUUUUAAAGAAAUAUAAAUAUUAUAAAUUUUAAAGCCUAAUCGUACACGCAGGUAGCUAGAACCGCAAAAUGUCGGAACGUAAAGUUUUGAACAAAUAUUAUCCUCCGGAUUUCGAUCCGUCGAAGAUCCCGCGCAUGAAACUGGCGAGGAAUCGCCAAUACACCGUGCGACUGAUGGCGCCGUUCAACAUGCGUUGCAAGACAUGUGGGGAAUACAUCUAUAAAGGCAAAAAAUUUAAUGCGCGAAAGGAGGACGUCGAGGGCGACAAUUAUUUGGGUAUACGCAUCUACAGGUUUUACAUAAAAUGUACCCGCUGCCUGCAAGAAAUAUCUUUUAAAACUGAUCCAAAGAACACAGAUUAUGAGAUCGAGGCAGGUGCCACGAGAAACUUUAUGGCGUUGAAACUGGCUGAGGAACAGGCGCAAAGAGAGGAGGAUGAGGAGAAAGAGGAGGAGGCCACCAAUCCGAUGAAGCUGCUGGAAAAAAGGACACAACAAUCAAAACAAGAACUAGAGUUAUUAGAAAGUUUAGAAGAACUAAAAGAUUUAAAUCGGAGGCAGCAAACCAUUGAUUAUGAUGAAAUGCUUCAGCAGUAUGACACUGAUACCAGGCAUAGAACAGAAAAAGAACAAGAAGAGUUAGAUGAACAAUAUGUUAAAUCUAUAUUUCGUAAGAGACAGUUAACUGAAGAGACUGUUGUAGAAGAAAUUAAGCUUGAAGAUGAAAAAGAUGACGAAAAAGUCCAAAAGUCCUGCACUCCUGCAAAAAUACUUAAAACAGAUGAAGCAAAUGUCAAAGCAACAGAAGAUUCUUCCAAACUCACUAAAGGAUCGUUGUGGUCGGAAAAUACAUUAUCUAGUAAAAAAAAUUCAUCCACUUUGAUCAAGAAAAGUAAUAUUGGCAUAAAGAUAAAUGCGAGGUUAUCACAAAAUAAAUCCACAGCUGAAAAUGUUUUCUCUGAUAAGGAAAUAGUUCCACAGUCAGACAAAACACCUAAUGCUUCAACUAGUACAUUGAAUACAGUAAAUACUAGCUCCAAAUCGGAUAAUGUCGGCAAUGGUCUCUCAUUAAUAGGUGCCUAUUCAGAUAGCAGUGAUGAUGAUUGUUAAUAGAAGAAAUAUAUUAAUAUAUAUUUUUAUUCAAUAGAAUAAAUGUUAUACAAAGUAAAAUGGCGUCUACAAAAACGCGUUUGUAUAAAUAUAUUAUUGGUUUUAAAAUGUGUAUAUAUAACGUAAAAUUUUAUAGAUUAUAUUAUUUUGAAUAUACAUAUGAGUUGGAUACGCA